AUGCGUCCACGAAAACUUUUCUCGUGCGUCGCGCUACUACUCUCCGGCGACGCAGUAAUCUCCCCAGUUAAAGCCGGCGUCCGCGCCGCUGUUACUUCCCGAGCUGCGCUACUUAUUUCCCUCGUCGUCGUAAUUCACCUCUCUACCUCCUCCGCGCAGCCCGCGCCUAUCCUCCCCGCUCAAGUUUCCGCCCAAGCCAAGCCCUCCGCAUCCCUGCUUCCGCCAGCGCUCUCCCAAGCGUGUCCGCACACGGGGCUUGCGCCGUCCGCAACCGCCAUUGCGUCAACCCGAUGCCCCGCGGCAUCCGCGCAAUCGUGCUGCGGAGCUUGCGCGGAUCUCAACGCCGCGCUCGGCCUUGCCAGUGCGAGUUUGGGCGACCUGGUGUCGCUCGUCAGUCCCGAUGCUCUAAGUUUCGUGCAGACCAGCGCCAAGGCGUGCGACGCGUUCAUCGGCCAAACGACGUGCCUGCAGCUGCUGGAGGACCUUACCUGCGCGCUCACGUGCAACCCAGAUGCGGGCGCGUAUGUGAGCGCCACUGCAGCAGGCACGGUGAUCAGCGUGUGUGACGCGUUUGCACAGGCGGUGAUGGAAGACUGCCAAGGCAUUGACCUGGGGGAGGUAUCCAUGAGUCGAGUAGCGCCGGACCCCUCCUCCUUCAUGACCAUAGUGGCAGCGAGCGUGACAUCACUCAUGGGCGCGGCUGACGUCACCAUCACCGUGGACAAUACAGCAUCUUGCUUCAACGGCACGGGUCUUUACCCUCGCUACACUGCCUGCUGCGACCCGCUCACCAUCCCCCCCACAUGCCCUCCCAACUCAAUCAACUCCUCUUACUCCUCCUCCCUCUCCUCUCGCUCCACCACCUCCUCCUCCUCCUCCUCUCUCCCCCCUCUCACCCGAGUCACCGACCCAGACGCGUGCAUGCUCGGCACUCUCCCCCCAACCUCCCAACCUCCCGAACCUGCCCCGUCCUCCGAGCCUUCCCCGGGCCUCUCGCCCGAGCCUGCGCCACCCACUCCCGGACCUGUCGUCUACCCUGCAUGUCCGUUCACUAAAGAACCCCCGACAAUCCCUAAGAGGGUCCCAACUCGUUGCCCUGCUGCGGCGAAUAAGACGUGCUGUGCCGACUGCAGUGACUUAGGUUCGGCAAUGAGGCUCGUGGGGACGAACCUUGAGGAUGUUGUGGUGCUGAUUGAUCCGAGCCUGGUUGGAUUCGUGGAUUCGGGAUUUAAGAUGUGUGACAUGUUCACGGGCGGUCAGAUGUGCGAGCAAGCCAUAGAGGAUCUGCUGUGCGCCAUCACAUGUAACCCAGAUGCGGGUAACUACACCCGGGUAACAGCGGACGCCACAACAAUGUCCGUCUGCGCUUCUUACGCUGAGUUCUUCUUUGGCGUCUGCCAGGGCAUUUCCAUCGGAGCUGUCCCCCUCAGCACGCUCAUCACCUCUUCCGAGUCGUUCCUUAAUGCCAUCGCAGCCAGUGUAAUGAAGGCCAUCCGCUACAGUAACUUCAACAUCGUUGUAGAGAAGAAAGCAUGCUUCAGUGGUUCUCAGUGCGCGGACGUGUCGGCCGCGCAAAUGAUGACCGGCACAAACCUUUCCGCCGUGCUCACGAAUAUCAGCCCCUCACUCGCAGGCCUCGUCGAGCCGAGCGUUAAGGUGUGCGACCUGUUCGUUGGCCAACUGGAGUGCCCCUUUCUCGUCGAGGCGAUCGUGUGUGGCGCCAACUGCAACCCUGAUUCGGGCAGCUAUGUGAACAGCACCAAGGACGGCGCGUCAGUCAUGUUAAUCUGCCCGGAAUUCGCUGACCGCAUCUUCAGUGCCUGCAAGGGCAUCAAACUGGGCACGUAUGUGCUGAGCGAGCUGAUAGCGGAUGCACAAGCAUUCAUCGACACGGUUAUUGUCAACACGAUCAAGGUGGCUGGAGUGCCCAACCUCAACGUCACAGUCAGCAACAGCACUUCGUGCUUUGCAGAACCAGCCCUCGCCAGCACAAGCCCAUGCAACGCUGCUGCUUCCAUUCCCCCCACUUGCGCUGCUCCUGGUGGUGGCAGCACAACCAUCACGCCCCCCCCUUCACCUCCCCCACCUAAGAGUGGUGCUUAUUCAGUUGUGCUGAAGGUGGCUGUUGCUGCUUGGAUUGACCUCUCCCCCUUUCGACUCUUCCAAUCUCUUCCCUCCCUCAACUUAUAUCCUCUCCCUGACCCUCCCCGACUCUCCCUCUCCAUCCUCUCUCCCACCUCCGCCUUCUUACCCCUAAAUAUCCUCCACGUCUACCCUCUCCCUUCUUCCACCUUCUCUCCUCCCCACCCUCUCCCCCUCCGUACUUCCCACCUUCCCAGCAACUUUGUGCCGAACCUCACCAUCGGCCCUCCGGUGAUUGCUGCGCUUCGAAAGCACACGGAUGCCUACCUGGACUGCCACCUCAUGGUCACAGACCCCUUCGCCUACGUGGAGUCUAUGAAGCAGGCCGGGGCUUCCUCCUUCACCUUCCAUGUGGAGGCUGUGCCAGGCAGGGCACAGCAGCUGGUGGCUGAGGUGCAUGCAGCGGGCAUGAGGGCGGGGGUGGCCAUCAAGCCUUCCACGCCUGUCGAAUCCGUCCUGCCUCUCUUGGAGGGACAGGAGGCAGUGGAUGUGGUGCUGGUGAUGACAGUAGAGCCGGGGUUUGGAGGGCAGGCGUUUAUGCCUGACAUGAUGCCCAAGGUGCAGUUUCUACGGUCACGAUUCCCAGAGCUGGAUAUUCAGGUGGAUGGCGGGUUGGGUCCAUCGACAAUUGGUCAAGCAGCAGAAGCUGGAGCCAACUGCAUUGUUGCUGGAAGCUCUGUGUUUGGCGCUUCCGACCCGGCCGCUGCCAUUGCUGUCCUCCGUGAUGCCUGCACCCGCCACUCCGCUACUGUCUCACUGAUUGUGAAAAACACGGGCGCUUCUGAGCACGCGCAGCCUGCUUACGCGCCCCCUGCUUCCUUGCCUCAUCCCCUCUCCCCGUCCUCCCCUCCUAUCCCUCUCCCCCUUCCCUCCCAUCGCUCUCCCCCUUCCCUCCCAUCCCCCCCUGACAGCCGCUAUUACCGCCCCACCGAUACCGAAACACAGGGCCUCCGCGCGGCCGGCACGAGCGGCAAGGCUGGGACGGCCGGCACGGGCGGCAGGAUGGAGCUCGUGGACGGCACAAGCGGGAAGAUUCUCCGAAUCGGAGUGUAUCAGAUCCGGCAGAAGUUUCACCGAGAUCUGCCGCCCACGAAGCUGUACGCGUUUGGGACGAGCCGCGCGCGCGCGUCGUAUCCGGGUCCGACUAUAGUGGCGAGGAAAGGCGCCAUGACUAAGAUUCGGUGGGAAAACCAUCUAACGGACGAAAAGCACAUGUUGCAAGUAGACUACACUAUCAAUAAGGACGUCCCUAGACCAUCCCGUGGCGGCAUUCCCUUCGUGCCCUUCCGGCAGGGAGGCCACGCGCACAGCUCGUAUUCCGGCCAUCCCCAGGCGUGGUUCACUCAGUACGGCGAGCUCGGCCCUGCCCUCUCCUCCCGAUCCUCCACCCGAACCUCCCGUGCCUCCCGAACCUCUCCACUUCCCUCCUCCUCCUCUUAUCCCUCUUCCGGAGGCCCUGAGGCCCCUCAAGAGCAUGCAUACUAUUCGCAAACGUACAAGUAUCUGAACCAGCACUCUGCGGCUCUGCUCUGGUAUCGGGACCGCACUCAGGGCGUGGGGAGGUUGAACCUUAUAGCGGGGAUGGCAGGCCUGUACGUUGUAACGGAUCCUGACGGGGCCGAGGGGAAGCGGAGAAGUGGAAAAGCAGGGAGCGGAGAAGCAGGAGGGGGAGGAUCAGGAGGGGGAGGAGGAGGAGGGAUAGGGGAGCAAGGGGGAGGAGGUGGGAAGGUAUCGGGGGCGGGAGUGGGAAGCUGGAUUCCCAAGGGGGAUUACAGUAUUCCUCUGGUGUUGGCGGAUCGAACGUUCACAGCGAAUGGAUCGCUGUAUUACCCGAGGAGAGGGGUGGUGCCUGAUGUGCAUCCCAACUGGGUGGACGGGUUCUAUGGCAACACCAUUGUUGUGAAUGGCCUGGCCUGGCCGUACCUCAAGGUGCGUCCAGCGCUGCACAGGUUGCGCCUGCUCUCUGCUGCCAACGCUCGUUUCUUCAACCUCUCCUUUGUCUGUGCCGAUCGCCGCGACUACCCCAACUUCUACCCUCCUUUAAAAGGGAGCAAAGUGAAAUUUGCCCAGAUAAGCAGUGAUGCAGGUUAUCUCGUCCGCCCAUCCUACGUCCGCUCCCUGCUACUUGCACCAGGCGAGCGAAAGGACAUUCUCGUGGACUUCUCCUCGCUGCCCUCCGUCUGCCGGGACGUGAUUGUAACGAAUUCGGCUCCCUCGCCCUUCCCUAACGGCACGCCUCCGGGCAGUCACACGGGGGUGGUGAUGCGGAUUGUGAUCACCCAGACGAAGAAAAUCGCCAGCCCAAAAAUACCCGAGAAAAUAUCGAACCCCCUUCCCCCAAUCAACCUGAACCAGGCAGCGCAGCACCGGUGGAAGAUGCUUGUCUCAGUUAAAGACGCGCAAGCUGACGCCCCUCUGCGCAUGCUGAUCGACAACAUGGGCUUUAAGGACGCGGCCACUGAAGCGCCCAGAGUGGGGACAUACGAAAUAUGGCACAUAGUCAACCUCUCACCCAUCGCCCACCCCAUCCACAUUCCCCUCGCACUCCACCGCCCCAUCUCCCGCCGUCGAUUCGACGCAGAGGCCUUUUUGGACGGAUUCUGUGCGUUUGAUCGGGCGAUGGGCACACCCAUCACGCUCUCAUCCCAGCACACCCCUCACGCUCUCAUCCCAGCACACCCCUCACGCUCUCAUCCUAGCACACCCCUCACGCUCUCAUCCCAGCACACCCCUCACGCUCUCAUCCCAGCACACCCCUCACGCUCUCAUCCCAGCACACCCCUCACGCUCUCAUCCCAGCACACCCCUCACGCUCUUUUAUCUUGA
Molecule: messenger RNA, 4968 nt
Organism: Closterium sp. Naga37s-1
Lineage: Eukaryota; Viridiplantae; Streptophyta; Zygnematophyceae; Desmidiales; Closteriaceae
Source: the annotation of a GenBank genome assembly